This is a messenger RNA of Durusdinium trenchii, 1900 nucleotides long. The record is from the annotation of a GenBank genome assembly. NCBI's taxonomy places the organism in Eukaryota, Dinophyceae, Suessiales, Symbiodiniaceae.
GCAGGACGGCCCUAACAACUUCACGUUUGCUGGCAUUGCUAUCAAAAUUGACCCAGUGCCCCAAAACAUUGCAUAUUUGAAGAAGGCAAUUGGCCCUUCCUUGCCUCCAAUCCAAACGUCCAAGAUUGACAUUUACAGCCUCAAGGAUGGAAAGUGGAUUAGGGAAGAUGAAGAAGCAUCAGUGAAUCGUGGCACGCGCAAGUCUGACUGCUACGGUUUCACCACACCAUCAACGUGAGCUUGACAAGGCCAAAGCUUCCAUUACCGCCUCCGUAUCGAGGAGUGCCACAAGGUUGCUUUUGCUCAUCGGGACUUACUAGCCUCACGCUCCCAAGUGAAGCCAACUUUCUUGGGUCUCUGGCGUGUGAAAACUGCAAAAACCUCGCCCAGGUCGAUCUCUCCCCCACAUCGAUCAAGGUCGUUAAUGAACAUACCUUCUCACAUUGUGGGAGGCCAUCGAAGUGGUGGUGAUUCCGCCCGCACUCAGGUAUGACUAGAUUCAACUGUUGCGCUGCUGACCGCGACAGGCGUGACUUCGAUGGGAGAGCUGCUGUCAUGCGUGGGCCAGUAACACCCUCACGAAGAAGGCGGAUAGCGGUCGGUGCAGCCAACGCUAAAACGCUCUCCAGCCUUUUCUCCAUUGUGUAGUAGCCUCCAGGCAUCUGAGUCGCUCUUGUCCGGCAUAAACAGCCAGUCAGGGAUUGUAUGAACGUGUGGCGCACAGCAAAAAGGAGACCGCUGUCAAUGAUGCGACCGCAAUUAGGCAUAUAUGCUUUUGCGGCUUGAUACAAGAGAGAUUGGCUGGCAAGGACAAGACGUAAGCGCCUCGCCUUUCCGCCGUGGUGUUCAACCAAAUGCAGCAGUGGACUCGCUGACGGGACCGCGGUGUCAAACCGACCCAUAAUUGGCGGAGUUGGUCCGAUUCCGGUUUGGAAGGCGCAUACUCCAUGCAGCAGCGCAGCAAUGACUUGCAGGGCACCCGGGAUGCCUUGCAUGUUGACCGGGCAGGCCAAUACUGUGAGGUCAGUGGCCCUGCUAUACGCCACGUUUGCGCGGGUGAAACACUCCGAGUCAAAGUCCUCGUUGUGCCUACUUCCGCUGAGGAAAUUUGUACGCCCAUGGAGAACUAUGCAGCGCCGUGCUGUGGCCCCAGCGACUUUGACUGCAGUUUCAGCAUUGGCCUUUUUGCCGUUGGAGUGAAAGUAGUUUUGCAGGGCAACGGCGCUAUUGCGAGCGGUAGUGAGAACAAGUGUGGUGUCGCCGUCACCAUCACUCCGGUUUAGCCAUUGCUCGAUGUAGCUGUAGGUUAGGAUGGUUGGUCGCGGUGGCGGAUCUUUGCGGGAAGCGUCAUCAUUUGAGUAGUGCUGCCAGUUUACAAAGCGUAGGCCAGUUGUCGCUCGAGAGUUAGCCCGAAUUGAUGUUGUUCCAAUGUGCCACUGUCCCUGGCGGUGGCUGCGCAGCAUAGGAUAUUGUAUGCCUAAUUAUGAGUGGCUCAUAAAUCUCCUGAGAGUCUCUUGCACUGGUUGGGAGCAUUACACUCCACUGGUGAAUUCCGGAGACACCCGAGCGUUCGGCCGCACUGAGCGCCUGGUGAAACAGGAAUGAGCUGUCCGGUCCAGUGAUCGCGUAGCCAAGACCUACGAGGAGGCCCUCCAGCACAGCCAUGUUGAUUCUUUUUGAGAUUUGCAUUGGCGGCUUGAGGCUUCUGCUCAAUGCUGAUGUGGCAGGGCACUCUUCUGGGGUUUUCCAGCGUUUCCCUAAUGGACGAUUGCAAAUGGCCUGGGCAUCAUGUUGGACUUUCCCUUGAGGAGUGUACGGUGUUCCCUCUGGUCAUCCGCCACACCGCCAGGACUCUGCUUAGGGUCUCCCAAAAUGGCACGAAAAAAGGGCUGACGAGGGG